UUGGCCUUGUAUAUAUAAUUGUGAGCCGAACACUUUUUGCUCUCUUUCGUUCUCCCUCUCUCCUUUUCUUUCUCAGUUGAAGUGACAGCAAUAAGACAUGGCCACUGCAGGAAAGGUUAUUAAAUGUCGGGCUGCUGUAGCUUGGGAGCCCAAUACUCCUCUAGUGAUAGAAGAGAUUGAAGUGGCUCCACCUCAAAAGAAUGAAAUACGUAUCAAGGUAAUCGCUACCGGUGUUUGUCACACCGACUUGUACCAUCUAUUUGAGGGAAAGCAUAAAGAUGGCUUUCCUGCUGUCCUUGGACAUGAGGGGGCUGGCGUGGUGGAGAGUGUUGGACCUGGAGUAACCGAGUUCAAACCAGGUGAUAAGGUCAUUCCCCUCUUCAUCUCCCAGUGUAGAGAGUGCAAGUUUUGUAAGAACCCAAAGACUAACCUCUGUGAGCAUGGCUGGUCUAGUGACCGAUAUUCUCAGAUGUCAGAAACCACAACACGCUUCUCCUGUCGUGGUAAGCCUGUCCUGCAGUUCAUGGGCACCAGCACCUUCUCUGAGUACACAGUCAUGAACCAGAUUGCUGUGGCGAAGGUCCAUGAUGAUGCUCGAAUGGACCGCGUUUGUCUGCUUGGCUGUGGGAUUUCCACUGGCUAUGGGGCAGCAAUCAACACCGCCAAGGCACAGCCCGGGUCAGUGUGCGCAGUGUUCGGGCUUGGUGCCGUAGGCCUUGCUGCAGUAAUGGGAUGUAAGAAUGCUGGAGCUUCCAGGAUAAUCGCUGUGGACAUAAAUGAACAGAAGUUCGAAAAGGCAAAGGUACUUGGAGCCACUGAAUUUGUGAACCCUAAAUCACACAAUAAGCCUGUGAGUGAGGUUCUGGCAGAAAUGACCAAUGGAGGUGUGGAUUUCUCCCUGGAGUGUGUGGGCAAUGUGGCUGUUAUGAGGACUGCACUUGAGUCGUGUGUUAAAGGAUGGGGGGUGAGUGUGCUGGUUGGCUGGACAGAUGUUAGUGACUUCUCUGCACGACCAAUUCAGCUAAUUGCUGGAAAAACCUGGAAGGGAUCACUUUUCGGAGGCUUUAAGAGCAAGGAUUCUGUUCCCAAGCUAGUCCUAGACUACAUGGCUGGCCGCAUAAAGCUGGAUGAAUUUGUGACUCAUACUAUGGGUCUUGAGCAAGUCAAUGAUGCCAUUGAACUCAUGAAAAAAGGAGGAUGCAUUCGAACCAUCCUGAAUGUGUCAAAGUAAGAAGGGCAGAGGGCCCAAAAACCACAGCUAUUUGACACCAAGACAGAAGUCCUUACUACUUCUCCCAUGUCUUCUGCUUAUCAUUCUUUAUCUUUUAACAAGCUUUCAAAUUAGGCAUUUUGUCUUUUAAAGGGUUUCAUAAUCUAAAAUGUAAGAAUACUCAGAAAAUGUGUUUAAUGUUAGUUACUUGAUGUUAUAAUGUUAGUACCCAAUUAUACUCAAUUAGUGUAUUUAACAUGCAUGCCAUUAUAAGCCUAUAAUCCACCAACUGGAAUUGUCCAGAUAUUAUUAUAUAAUAAUUAUAUAAAUCCUACAGAGUGGAUAUGUAAAAUAGAUGCAUGUGCUAAUAAAAAUACAAACACAA
Messenger RNA from Clarias gariepinus (North African catfish), 1595 nucleotides. Its product is annotated as alcohol dehydrogenase 1-like. Gene Ontology annotation, cellular component: cytosol. Lineage: Eukaryota; Metazoa; Chordata; Actinopteri; Siluriformes; Clariidae. The coding region runs from base 98 to 1231 and encodes 377 amino acids. Gene Ontology annotation, biological process: formaldehyde catabolic process. The record is from RefSeq and is a predicted model, not a curated record. The transcript is spliced from 9 exons. Gene Ontology annotation, molecular function: zinc ion binding; S-(hydroxymethyl)glutathione dehydrogenase [NAD(P)+] activity.